Molecule: messenger RNA, 771 nt
Organism: Aspergillus ruber CBS 135680
Lineage: Eukaryota; Fungi; Ascomycota; Eurotiomycetes; Eurotiales; Aspergillaceae
Exons: 1
Coding region: 251-475 (74 amino acids)
Source: RefSeq, a predicted model, not a curated record
CCCUAUUCUCUCUCUCUCUUGAUCUCUUGAUUACAUUAACUUAUUCAAUCUUUUUAGCUCUCCACUGCCAACCGGAGCUCUCCGAUGAUCAUCUGUCUCAUCCGGGAUCUGAUGCUAGGCCAACUCACGCCUUCUCGCUGGUCAAUUCUGACUUGACUGACUGUGCCCUGUCUCUCCGUUGACCGUGGGAAAACCCCCGAUCGAAUGACGCUGCUGCAUCGCGUUUUCUGAUCAAUAGAAAAAAGGGGCCAUGGAAUACAAAUACGAACAUCAUCACCCGAUUAAUAAUGACGGCAUUAUACGUUGUUGUUGUGGUCAGCCCGAGUGCGCAUUCCUGCGCGAAAACCAGUUGGCGCUGGAGGCUGUUGAGAAGGACCUCGAGACCGCAGCGCGAUUGGGACAGGUAAGACACUUUUUUAAUUAUAGUAGACCAUUUGGUUGGAAACUAUUGGUAUUGUCAUUUUGUAUUACCUAGGGUGAUGAUGAUAUCAGAUCCCUGGUCUUUGCUGCCCCUCUUAUAUACUCCAUUCUGCACCCUAUAUACAAAUAGCUUACAUGCCGGGGUGGCUUUUUUUUUUUUUUUUCUCAUUUUCGAUUCUUGGUCUUGCCUCCUCCAUUCAUUAUAUCACUGUGGCAAUGUAUUGUCCUUCUUAAUAGGGACUGAUUUGUUAUUAUUGUUUUGUUUUGUGUCUCCCCCUAACAUACCGUAUACAUGCAAUGCCAUGGAGGUCAAGGGGCUACAGUCCGGCGUCCUCUCCCAAUGCUUCCCAG